AUGCAGCGCGGAUUAGUAACGUACAAGAUAUACAGAGCCCUAAGCUACGGCGUAUCACCGUUUAUCCGCCUCCACCUGCGGUGGCGUAGAUUCCGAGGCCUGGAACAUCUCCAAAGGUGGCCGGAGCGGCUAGGUCACCCCUCUCUACCUCGGCGCCCAGGUCCUCUCGUAUGGUUCCACGCCGUUUCAUUAGGCGAAGGAAUGAUCGCAAUUCCUGUAAUCAAGCACUGCAUUCAGAGAAUGCCUCACUUGAAUGUGCUCAUGACCACCACCACUCUCUCUGCAUUUGAAGUCUUGAGCAACUGGCUUCCAACUGAAGUCAUUUUACAGUUUUCGCCGGUUGAUAUACCUGCUUCCAUUAGUUCUUUCCUUCAUUACUGGAAACCAAAUGCUAUUAUACUAAUGGAAAGUGAACUCUGGCCAAAUCUCAUAAUGGAUGCUUCCAAAAAUGGUAUAACACUGGCACUGUUAAAUGCUCGGAUUUCUGAAAAAUCCUUUAAUCUUUGGUCAGGAUCAUUGUUUCUUCCGUUGAUUUCAUUGAUGUUAUCCAAGUUUUCCUUGAUUGUUCCAUUGAGUACAGAGCAGGGUCUCCGAUUUCAGCUUCUGCAAGCCCCUCCUUAUAUCAUAAACUUCUCUGGUGAUCUAAAGUAUGUAAUUGAAGACAUUGCAGUCAAUGAAUGUGGCAAAAGAAAUACAGAUGAUCUAAGGCUACAACUUUCUCACAAGCAGGUUUGGAUGGCUUCUUCCAUUCAUAGGGGAGAAGAAGAAAUAAUAUUAGGAGUUCACACUGUCCUUAUGCAGCUGCAACCUGAUAUCGUGACUAUUAUUGUUCCUCGGCAUCCACAGCAUGGACGAGAGAUUGCCAAAAAAUUGGAGAGAGAAGGACAUAAUGUAGUUCUGAGGUCACAACACGAGAGGUUUAAGCCAGAAACAAAUAUUUAUGUGGUGGACACUUUGGGUGAAUUAAGACAGUUGUACACAUUAACACCAAUAGCUGUGAUCGGGGGUUCAUUCCUCCCUGGUUUGUCUGGCCAUAAUAUCUCAGAAGCUGCAGCAGCUGGCUGUGCUAUUCUGACAGGUCGCCAUGUUGGCCAUUUCUCCCACAUGGUACUGGAAAUGCAACAAACGAAUCCUCUGUCAGUACUUCAGGUUUCUGGAAAACAGGAGCUUGAAAGAUCUCUCAUUGAGCUUUUCACAGAUACAACACUUCUUGAAGCCCGUCGUAGAGCUGCAAAGGAAGCAAUUUGUAUGUUGUCCAAUGGCAUUGUUACGAAUAUAUGGAGUUUGCUAAAUUUUCAUAUUUUUAGUAGAUUGUUUACCGAGAUGAAGCCUCCUAAUAUCAUAGCUAAAAGACUAUGA
This is a messenger RNA of Vicia faba (fava bean), 1359 nucleotides long. NCBI's taxonomy places the organism in Eukaryota, Viridiplantae, Streptophyta, Magnoliopsida, Fabales, Fabaceae. The record is from the annotation of a GenBank genome assembly.